Cynoglossus semilaevis (tongue sole) is the source of this 765-nucleotide messenger RNA. RefSeq names its product ATP synthase inhibitory factor subunit 1b (gene atp5if1b). Gene Ontology annotation, cellular component: mitochondrion. Gene Ontology annotation, molecular function: ATPase inhibitor activity. The record is from RefSeq and is a predicted model, not a curated record. NCBI's taxonomy places the organism in Eukaryota, Metazoa, Chordata, Actinopteri, Pleuronectiformes, Cynoglossidae. Gene Ontology annotation, biological process: negative regulation of ATP-dependent activity. The transcript is spliced from 3 exons. Bases 90 to 413 code for a protein of 107 amino acids.
UUGCUGUAAUGGCGCCGCCCUGUGGCGUUGUGUCGUUGUGAACAAGGACAGUCCUCAGUGUUAGCGCUGUUAAUAAAAAAAAUAGAGUCAUGGCGAGGUUUUUGAGGCCCAGCAUAAGAAGUUUCAUCACCUCACAGCUGAGAAUGUCAUCUGACCAGCUGGGAGAGCUGGGUAAAGGUGCAGGAAAGGGUGGUGGAGGUGGAGGUUCCAUCAGAGAGGCAGGUGGAUCCAUGGGAAAAAAGCAGGCCGCCGAGGAAGAGAUGUACUUCAAACGUAAGGAGCAGGAACAGCUGGCGGCACUGAAGCAGCACCACCAGGACGAGAUAGAUCAUCAAAAAAAGGAGAUUGAACGCCUACAGCGUGAGAUCGAUCGCCACAAGGGGAAGAUCAGGAAGCUGAAGCAUGAUGACUGAGUGUGGCCCACCCUAAAAAUAAGUUCAUUUUCUGACACUUAAUGUCAGACACCUUUGAUGAAGAAAAACUUCACCACUAUUGUGUCACUGGGCCAGUCAUCAAUCUUUUUGACUGUCUUAACAACACUUGAAAGUUAUAAAUUAAAGCUAAAAAUGUGUUUCUGCUGCAUGCUGUGACUUAUGUUGUGCACUGUUUUUGGUUGAAUCCAGGUUUAUACCUGAGCAGUUCGCUGUAUGAUGCAGGUAAAAGGCAAAACAGUGUCCACUACUUUUUGUUCCAGGUUUUUCUCCCAAUGGCAUUGGUCCAAACUGUACUGCAGUCAGAAAUAAAUAGAUUUUUUUGAAAGCAACA